Molecule: messenger RNA, 3064 nt
Organism: Micropterus salmoides (largemouth bass)
Lineage: Eukaryota; Metazoa; Chordata; Actinopteri; Centrarchiformes; Centrarchidae
Product: interferon-induced protein 44-like
Exons: 8
Coding region: 228-1565 (445 amino acids)
Source: RefSeq, a predicted model, not a curated record
CCGCGGGCACAGCUCGGCACAACGCCAGAUGCGUCUAGUUUCGUUUCUGCCAGCUCUGCCGGAUGCAUCCAGACAUUCUGUAUAAACGUCUGUCUAAAAACCGUUAACUAUACUGCGUUGAAGCUGGUUAUCUUCCUCAACUAUCUAUAAGAACGAGACACCAUAGUCAGUAAACCUUAAAGGGAUAUUCAGCAUCUUUUACACACUUCAGCAGUCCAGCUGUCACUAUGAACCCCAUGCUAACCAAGAGCCAGCAGAAAACAAUCUGCUCUAAGGUGGGAAGAGUCAAACUUAAGUUGCUGUACAAGGCCAGCAUCCAUGGUUUCACUGGCGGAGCCUUCCACCAACGAUGUGACACCCGCUGUCCCACGGUGUCUGUGGGCUACAACACCUCUGGUUAUGUGUUUGGAGGCUACACCAAACAACCUUUCAAUCAGUCUGGACAGUAUGUGGGUGAUGACCAGGCCUUUCUUUUCACCUUCAGUGGAGAAAACCUCCUUAAAUAUCCAGUCACCAGUCCCAACUAUGCAGUGAAAAUGAUAGCUAACUCUGGUCCGUAUUUUGGAGAAGCAUUGGCGCUUGUCAAUGGAAGCAAAGCAGUUGUGUACAGCAGUCCAGGAAAUUAUUAUAACUUCAAUGCUGCAGAAAUGCACGGCAACGACCUCAACCUGACAGAGUGUGAAGUCUAUCAAGUGGAGGAAACCACAGAACUUGAGAGCCCAUGGAGGACUAUAAUCUGGAAAUCUGAGAAAAGGAAGGAGCUGAUGGAGAAUAUUAUGAGCUACAAACCCACAGUCAGCUCUGUGUCCCAAGUUCGGGUUCUGCUCAUUGGACCAGUUGGAGCUGGAAAGUCCAGUUUCUUCAAUUCCAUCAACUCUGUAUUCAGAGGCCAUGUCACCAGCCAGGCCAUAGCUGGCUGCUCUACCACCAGCCUCACCACACAGUUUCGCACCUACUCUUUGAAAGCCGGGCGAGAAGGAAAACCUCUGCCAAUCCUCUUGUGUGAUACCAUGGGUUUGGAGGAAAGCACAGGGGCAGGGCUUGAUAUAGAUGACAUCAGCAACAUCCUUAAAGGUCAUCUGCCAGACCGUUAUCAGUUUAACCCCUCUGCUCCUCUGCAUUCGGAUGUGCAAGGCUAUCGUAAGUCUCCAGGGCUCAAGGACAAGAUCCACUGUGUUGCCUACGUCAUUGAUGCCUGCAAGGUCUCCAUCAUGCCCACAAAGCUGGAGGAGAAGCUGGACGCUAUCCGCAGAAAGGUCAACUUAAUGGGGAUUCCUCAGCUGGCCCUGCUCACUAAAGUAGACCAAGCCUGCCCUUUGGUUACAGAGGAUGUGAGAAACAUUUAUAACAGUGGCUACAUCAAGGAAAUGAUGCAGGAGGUCAGUGCUCGGCUUGGCGUGCCAUUGUCCUGUGUUGUUCCAGUGAAAAACUACAGCGAAGAAUUGGAGUUGGACGUGAACUGCGACAUUCUGCUGCUCAGCUCCGUCAUCCAGAUGCUUCGCUUCGCUGAUAACUACUUCGAUGAUAUCAGUGACCGGUUCAGCAACACUGAUACCAAAGAGUAGGAAGUGUUUGUGCAGCAGAUGUUUACAUCUUGUCCAACUGUAAUGAAAUGUCCCUCACAAUUAGCUAUCCAUCUAUCCAUUUACCAGCAGGUGAUCUUGCCUAUUGCUAGCUCACUAUACAACACCUUCCUCUGAGUUUCUGAGCAUUCCACAUUGGACUACGCAGCACCUCCAGAAACUCAGUGAGUGGAUCCUCAUUUUGUGUCCCUCAACUGCAAAAUGUUCAAUUUUCUUUCUGAUUCUGUAGUAAAUUCUUUGUUAUCAUAAAGGGUGCUGUUUAAUUUUUACAUUAUCAGUCUAAAGACUGAUUUAUGUAAUACUAUUCAUAUGUAAUAUUAUUCAUAUGUUUAAAAUUUUUAUGUUUUGUUAGUGUUGGCUCGUUUAGUCUGACAUUUCACCACAAAUUAACAAGUUUUAAAGCGUAUCAGAUAAUAUUCUUUACUGCAUUAUGACAUUAACUUUUGCAUCUUGUUGUUCUUCAUUUCAUGCAAUUUAAGCUGCAGUCACAGUCAGCAGGUUCAGAGCAGUUUAUCAAAGCUCAUCUUCAUUGUCUGAUUUGUGUGUCUAGAGAAGAAUGAUGAUAUUUGAACUUGAACCCACAAUAGCAUACAUCUGAGAAUCUCUUAAAAGAGCAUACAUGUUUCCUUCACUCUGUUUUUCUCACAUACUCAGGUUUUGAUGUUACAUUUGAACAUUUAUUCAGCACUCCCUGCAUGUUUUGAUUGCUACAUGUAGGUGCACCCUUGGUGUUGUAAAAUGCAGUGAAAAAUAAACAAUUAAAAUGGUCAGUCAUGGAUAAUUUAAUUGGAUAAUUUUAGUUUAAUAGUUUUGAUUUUGGACUGACUUAAUACACUCUGGGUUUUGGUGUUUUGACAUACCUUAUAUUUAUUUUCCAGAAUAACAAAUGUAUGCUCACAAAUUAAUCAUUUGUAUUCAAGUUUACAAAUGACUAGGUUUUUUUUAUUCAUUUUGUAUGUUUGUACUGGUGCUAAUAUUCAGAAGCCUAAUAGCUGCAGUGGGAUCACAGUCAGUGAGUCAGUACAAUGGGUAUAAAUUACAUUGCCACGUACCUGUCAAUUGGACUUGUUUUUUUUUAUUUACAGUAUGGUGUUCCAAUUUUCCUUACAGAUUAUUCAAAUUACAUAUGGUGUAACAUGUGUAAACUAAAUAUAAUCUAGCUGCCCCUUAGACUACCAUCUUCUAAUGUGAAGAUUCACACAAAACAUUUCAUGUUUAUUUAUAUCACCCAGAUCUAGUAGCUAAAAAACUUUGUCAUGGUACACAGUAUUGCAAGUACCAUUACUGUACCAGUAGUUUCAAGAGUAAACAUAGACAGUAUUUAAGUCAUUUUCUCUAGUAUUUGGUGUUUUUUUUGUGUUUAGCUUGAUGUUUGUAUGCAGAUAUAAUCACAUUUAUUGUUAUGAUGCAUGUUACGUAAAUUCGCUUUUGCUUCCAGUUGUAAACGCACUCAGUGACAAUAAAAGCUCCUGCUGGCAAAA